AUGCUCUUGGUCACCGCUUUUCCACAAGGAUACAAAAUGGCGCUGCCAGGAUGGGGAGAGCGGAGGUCUUCACCCCUCAGAGAUGCCUUUUGGACUCUGCUUUUGGUUUUCCAAGUGUUCGUGGGGAUGGGCUCUUGCGUGGAGUGUGGCUCCAACUGUACCUGCACCGGUGAUCUUUUGGACUGCAGCAACCGGGGACUGGAAAGAGUUCCUUUGGAACUGCCCACCUGGAUAGUUCAUCUAAACCUGAGCCACAACAAACUGACCGAGAUUGAUCCUUCUGCCUUCUCAAAGCUGCCAAAACUACGGGAAGUGCGACUGAAUAACAAUGAACUGACAGCCAUUCCAUCCCUGGGAGCAGCUUCAGCCCACAUAUCUUCCUUGUUCCUGAAUCGCAACCGAAUCCACAGCAUCGAAGCCAGCCAGCUGGAGCCCUAUGUAUCCCUGGAAACGUUAGACCUCAGCUCAAAUAACAUCACAGAAAUCCGAAGUGGCUGUUUCCCGGUGGGGCUUCCCAUAAAGGAUCUCUACCUGGGGAGCAACAGAAUCAGCGUCCUGGAGACCAAAGCUUUUAACAGCUUGUCACGAUCCCUGCUGACGCUUCGCCUGAAUAAAAACAGAAUUGUCCAACUUCCCGUCAAAGCAUUCAAACUGCCCCAUCUAACACAACUAGAGUUAAACCGGAAUCGUAUUCGUUUGAUAGAAGGGUUGACAUUUCAUGGACUGGACAGUUUAGAAGUUUUGAAGCUGCAGCGCAACAAUAUAAGCAAGUUGACGGAUGGAGCUUUCUGGGGUCUGGCCAAAAUGGAGGUUCUGCACCUGGAGCACAAUGUCCUCACAGAAGUGAACGGUGGUUCCCUGUAUGGCCUGGUGUCCCUUCAACAAUUUCAUCUGAGUAACAACCUGAUAUCCAGUAUCAGUCCUGCUGGAUGGAACUUCUGCCAAAAGCUGAACGAACUGUCCUUGUCAUUUAACAACUUAACCAGAUUGGAUAAAGGAAGUUUAGCAGAUCUGGGAAGCCUGGAGAUCCUUCACCUGAGUCACAAUUCCAUCAGUCACAUUGCAGAAGGGGCAUUCAAGGGACUCAAAAGCUUGCGUGUUCUGAAUCUGGAUCAUAACGAAAUUUCAGGGACAAUAGAAGACACCAGUGGAGCAUUUAUGGGCCUGGAAAACUUAAGCAUGCUGACUCUGUUUGGAAACAAGAUCAAGUCUGUGGCCAAGGAGGCGUUCUCCGGCUUGGAGGCCCUGGAACACCUGAACCUUGGAAAUAACGCCAUACGGUCUAUUCAAGAGGAUGCCUUUACAAAGCUGAAAAACCUGAAAGAACUCCGCAUCAACAGCGAGAGCUUCCUCUGUGAUUGUCAGCUCAAGUGGUUGCCACUUUGGUUAACCAAGAAAAAACAACAGCUGCUUGUGGAAGCCACCUGUGCCCACCCGGAAUCAUUAAAGGGCAAAAAUAUUCUUGAAGUGGUCCCAGAAAGUUUUGUAUGUGACGAUUUUCCCAAACCCAAAAUUAUUGUUGAACCAGAAACUACCAUCGCUGUCCUUGGCAAAGACAUUCGCCUCACGUGCUCCGCAGCCAGUAGCAGCAGCUCUCCCAUGACGUUUGCCUGGAAGAAGGACAGUGAGAUUCUGCACCAUGCUGAGAUGGAGAAUUUCGCCCACGUCCGUGCCAGGGAUGGGGUGGUGAUAGAGUACACUACCAUUCUGCACCUGCGCCACGUCACUUUUUCUCACGAGGGACGCUACCAGUGCAUCAUUACCAAUCAUUUUGGCUCUACCUAUUCUCAGAAAGCUCAGCUUACUGUAAAUGUGCUGCCGUCUUUCCUCAAAACUCCCUAUGACAUCGCAGCCCGUACUGGAACAACUGCUCGGUUGGAAUGUGCUGCUCGCGGGCAUCCCCUUCCGCAGAUUGCUUGGCAGAAGGACGGAGGGACAGACUUCCCUGCAGCUCGAGAGCGGCGCAUGCACGUCAUGCCCGACGACGAUGUCUUUUUCAUCACUGAUGUGAAGAUAGACGACAUGGGCGUUUACAGCUGCACCGCUCAAAACUCUGCCGGUUCUGUGUCAGCCAAUGCCACCCUGACCGUGCUGGAGACUCCAAGUUUGGCUCAUCCAUUGGAAGACCGUGUUGUGUCUGUCGGUGAAACUGUGGUCCUGCAAUGCAAAGCAACCGGAAGUCCACCUCCACGCAUUAACUGGUUGAAGGGUGACCAUUCUCUGACUGUGACCGAUAGGCAUCACUUUACUCCAGGCAACCAGCUGCUUAUUGUCCGCAAUGUUGUGUUAGAAGAUGCUGGGAAGUACACAUGUGAAAUCUCAAAUACGGUUGGAACAGAACGGGCCCACAGCCAAGUGAGUGUAUUGCCUUCACUUGGCUGCCGGAAAGAUGGAACCACUUUUGGAAUCAUGACUAUUGCUGUAGUCUGUAGCAUCGUCUUAACAUCUCUGGUUUGGGUGUGUAUCAUCUAUCAGACCAGAAAGAAGAGUGAAGAAUACAGUGUCACAAACACAGAUGAGACUAUUGUACCACCUGACGUGCCAAGCUAUCUGUCCUCCCAGGGAACGCUUUCAGAUCGACAAGAAAUAGUUGGGAGAGUGGAAAAUGGCCAGCAGCCUAAUGGUCAAAUCCAGAGCAAUGGUGUUUGCCAGCUCAGCAGAGGAAGGGAUGCAGAGGGCGAUGCUCACUCUGUCAUUUACCGACAGCCAAAGAUAUGCUUAGAGCCUUGGAAAGGCGAAGACAUUCCCGAUAGGAUGCUUCUUACAGACAACACAGCCUAUAGCUUGCCUGCCGCAUAUACGGACUGCGAUGGAAGCGUGGAUAUCAACGUUUAUCCCAAGGGCCCGGAUUACUAUUCUCUGGCUGCAGAGGCCAUGACGCCAAAUACUCCCAGUAGCAAGGACUCCGACAAGCAUGGUGGCGUAGUAACGGCUAACUGUUCUAGCCCUCUAAAGUGCAGCACGAAUACGGACAGUAGAAAAUCAGAUGUCAGUGGCACUAUUUAUCCUAGCAAUCAUGACAGGAUGUCAGCGGCUUGCCCAAGCAAGCUACCUCUAGAAGACAGCAAAGGUCCUUCACAGUCCUUGGAUGCCUGUGAGCCUUAUGACUGUUUAUUGCCUGCUGAAGGCUCUCUGUUACAUGUAAAAGGAAGUGCUGAACUAUCUGAGGCAUUACCUGGGGGAGAAAUGCAGCCACGGCUUGUCUCUAAUGGUCAUUUAACAAGGUCACCCACCUCUCUCCCUCAGUCCAGCCACUGAAAUGCUGACAAGGGACCCAGGAAACUUGGGAGGUGCAAAUAAACCGAGCGUGCUCUCUCUGUCUCUCCCACUUAUUUGCACAGAAAUUAUCUAGGCUACUUCUACCUCAAAGUCUGAAUGGACAGCUUCGCGAAUUAAAGGAAAAGUGACAACUCCAUGAGGUAUGAGAAGCAAGCUUGAGUAAGGGAACUGAGCCCUGUUUCUGCGAUGCCCGCUUGUAAAUAGUUUUUAAACUUCCCCGAGAAGGAUCAGUGGCUCCAUGUUGGCUUGCAAAUAAAGCACAGAAAUGCAAAAUGUUACGAUGUAAAGUGAAAAAAAAGUAUUUGAUAACAAAUGUGUACAUAAGAGUUUUCAUAUAUAUAUAAAUAUAUAAAUAUAUAUAUUAUAUCUUUUAACAGAGACUGUUUUAUCCCUUGGUGCAUGUGUGACUGAGUGAAAUUAUACAAUAUUGACAAUAUGCUUUUUUUUUUUCAUUGUUAAGGAUUUUUUUCUUUUUUUAAAAUCCUUCCCAGCCAACUCCAAGACAAAUACUUCUGAUGUCUUCAGUUAAAACUUUGAGGUUACGACCACAAACUUUACAUAGAGAAGACCACACUGAUAAAAAUGCCCUUUCUAUGGUGCCCCCUUGUAUAGGGGUGUGCUGUUUCAGAGAAGUGCUCUACACAGCACACCAUCAAGAACUGAACAUUUAAACUUUCAAAUACGCAAGUGACAUUUCUGUUGAGAGUUCAGUAAGCCCAACAAUUGUGUGGAGGCUCAGGCAUAGAGCUGGGGGGAAUCUUCAAGCAGAUUAGAUGGAAUGUGUCAUUUGCCCGUGAUCGUUGCCAUUCAGCUCUUUCAAAUAGACAUUGAACUAGUUCAUUAGUCUAACUGUCUUCUCAGAAAUAUUGAUAGCACAAUGGUGUACAGUAUGGUUCUUCCAUAGACUUGCUCCCAAGGGAAUCCAUAGGACUGUGGUGUUCUGAGCUUAAAAAGCAAACUGAACUCUGCUCUUCUAAUGUUGAGGUGAGCCAGAUGUCCCAAGAAUAUACUUCAGUACCUACUUUCUGAAACAUGACUGAAUCAAUGAGUUUCUAGGGGAUGUAAAUUGGGCCUGCGCCAGAGAAGGGAGUGGCAGUCAGCAAGAGUUUUUUAGGACAGCACAUUGAAAUAUCCUUGCUCUAUGGUGACUUCUGGAAUAUUUGCCCAUCUAUCCAAUUUCAACCUUAAUUUAGAUGCAUGCAACCUUGUGUCAAAUCCCAACUUCUAUUUAAAUAUUAAAUGUUCAUUGCACUAGCAAUGAUCCUAGUGGAACAACAUUAAACGGCCAAGCUCACCUCAAAAAGCAGAAGGAGCAAGAAGAUUAUAGAGGAGACAUCCUCAUGCUGUUUUAUUUCGCAUAGAGACUUUUAAUGUUUUCUCUGGGCACCUUGACACCUUUUAUAGAGAUUUCAAAAUGCAUUGCUAAUAUUGCUUAUGCAGUAACCUGACACAACGAAUAAUCCAUUUGCACACACACACACACCUAAUUUCCUUUUCUUUUCAAGUCAGACUUAGAAUUCAGGUUCAUAGGUAGAUUCUUAAGGUCUUCUCUGUGUUGUGAGAGACUUUUGACUUAUCUAUCAAGCAAGGAAAAUCAUUUAAAAAGCACGAAUUACCUUAGGCUACUUUGCUUUAGUUUUUAUACAGUUUUAAGUUCACUUAAGCCCUCGACACAAAUGUGAACACAUACAUGAAAACUGUUUUUAUAACUUAAGUGUGGGGUUUUGGUUUUUUUUUUUUAUUUUAUUUUUGCUGUCUCUUUUGACAUUUAUGCCUAUGUAGCUAUGAUAGUUCCCAAAAGUCAUCCUCAACGCCACUUGAUUCAAUUGUAGCUCAGGCUGACUUAAAGUUGAUAAACAUAGGUUAGGACACUGUCUGUAGGGCAGCAUCAGAUUCUGUCUGUUCUUCUCCUUAUUUUCUUUACCUUGACUUAAAGGCCAGUUUCAGAGAAAUAAAGAUAGGAAACAUGAUUUAGUUUAGGAUAUUAAUUCAUAUUAGGGACAUAAUAUAGGAAACACUUUCUUUGUGAGGAGGGACAAAUAGACUUAAAUCUACUCUGAAACACCAAGGAAAGCGUUUUGGUAUGUUCUUAUAUUAACCAGACUGUUUGACUCUAAAGGAAACAUUAACAACCAGAUUUUUCUAAAUAGACCUUAGAAGGCCAGCUGGCACAGGUUAUUUCUCUCUUGUGAAGUUUAGUAUCUUGCUACAGCAACUGGAUAGGAAAGAACCAGAGGUUUUGGUGUGCUGUGUGCAAGCCUUUUUCUUCAUAAUUUUGGGAGGUGAAGGCUUUCAUCUUAAUAGGAAACCUGUGGUAAAACAUACUCUCUCCCUUUAAGUAAGAGAGAGAUUUUAAAUAUCUGAUCACUAUGCCAUUAAAUUACUCUUCCUUCUCCUUCAGUUGGCGGGAAAUGUAUAACUGUGUAAGACAAGUUUUGCCAUCUGCUUUUUAGCUGAAGCUGAACUUUCUGAAGUAAUGCAUAAUUUCACCAUCCCCCUAUCUCCAGACAAUAAACACACUUGCACUUUGGAAUAAGUGUCCAGUGAUAUAAGGUGCCAACUUGUGGCUUAUUUAGUGUUGUUAAAGAAAACGGAUCCGCUAAUAGUGAAACCUAUUCAGGGUAAAUUUUUCCCCUUGUUCAUAAAGAGAGUAAGUGAUGUGCUUUCUAAAGAAAAGUGAGCUUGUAAAGGUUUGGUUACAAAGUGAAAAAGGUUUCUAGGUAAAGAUGAAGGUAAAUGUGGAAAGGCAUAGAAAAAAAGGUAUCAUUUGAAUUGCUAAGCACACUUGCCAUAUUAACAUUUUGGAAAUUUUAGUUUUAGAUACAGUUGUUUAAAUGUUGUUACUUCCACUAAAUAUGUGAAUCUGCUGCUUCUGAGAGGCAAUGUGAAAGAGGAAGUAUUAAUUUUUGUGUAAAAAGUUAUUUAUUUAUUAGACUAAUGUGGUACAAUGUUGUACAUUGAGAAUACAUUGUAAAGAUAUUGGAAGUGUUUAACAAAUGGCAUUGAAGUGUCUUUAAUAAAGGUUCAUUUAUAAUA
Messenger RNA from Pantherophis guttatus, 6315 nucleotides. RefSeq names its product leucine rich repeats and immunoglobulin like domains 1 (gene LRIG1). Gene Ontology annotation, molecular function: protein binding. NCBI's taxonomy places the organism in Eukaryota, Metazoa, Chordata, Lepidosauria, Squamata, Colubridae. The record is from RefSeq and is a predicted model, not a curated record.